UAGUAGCAGAAAAAAUAAGAUGUGCCGAGGAACCAUGCCUGUCUCAUAGUUUGGCUCAUUCUUCUAUUUUUGCCUAUGUUUACACUGAAUGCACAUUUUGUUCCCAGUCCAAAACACUGAUCAAAUCCAUGAUAAUUUCCAGAGACUAUUGGCCAAAUCUUAAAUGAAGAAAUAUAUCACUUCUCUCACAAAUAACGGCAGCAAGUUACAACGGGGGUCCAUCUCAUCAGAACUGGCUCUUUCUACUAUGGAUUCUAAAAAAUCCAUAACCCUGGGCUUGAAGACACAGUUCCUCUUUCUACAGCAAAGAGAAUGCUUAAUAUUAUCAGAGACCUCUCUGCUCAUAGAGAAGAAACUCACAAAAAAAUAAUAAUGCCAGAAAAUCAAGUGGUAUAUUACUUAAGAAUAAAACUAUUACCUUCAACGACAUACUGACCAAUACAAAAUGUAAAGACUUUAAAAGAGCCUGGUUUUUUUUUUCUUUGAUUUGAGGGGACUUUGGAGUCUCAAUGUAAGGAAGCUAGCUGUGAGACUAAAAAUAAAGUUUCUCAGCUUACAGUUGAUUUUUCAGGCAAUAAAAGAUUUUGAUGGAUUUUAGACACACUCAUGAUUUAGCUUUUGCAAAUAAAGAUGUUGGAAGCACAGAAAAUUUCCUUAUGAAAGAAAAAUCUGUCUUGUUUUCUGCAUGUUUUACUCACUGGCUAUCAUUGACUAAAAAUUUACAGUACAAGCUGGAAUUUUAACUUUUCCACAAUGUCAAUUUAAAUCUUCCAUGAAUAAAUGAGAAAUGGUAUUGAGUAACUGUUCUCCAGGUACUGUAAAUGCCUCAGUAAGUCAUGAUAGCUGCCUAAGAGGAUGGUCUGUACUCCUCAUCUAAAGGACCUCUUCAUAAACACUGUUUUAACUACUGUCUACACCUCAGACAGAAAACUGGCACCAUGUAUCACCCAAAAGGUAAACCCACCUCAGCAACUGGAUCAAAAAGUCCUUCUGGUGUCUUGUUAAGUAUUACUCUCGUCACUAAUUUCCUUCUUCGGUUAUUUAUGUUUAAAGAAAAAAAAAGUGAGCCAUUGAUUCAGUCACUUCACUCGAAAGUGCACCCUUCAAAGUGCACUUGUGGUCAACAUUUUUCUUUGAAGACAGAAAAGGUGAAGGGCAGACUUUUCCCCGGUGAUCCUGGUCACUGUGCAGCAGGUGUGUGUAUAAGAAACGCACCAAUAUGGGCAAUCUCAGAACACAGGUUUGCAGAAACCAUUCCUAGAGACACCAAAAUGUAGUUGACCGGUUGUCUGACCACGUGGCUGCCAGGGGCCUAGUGAGUCUGCGCACACGCACUCCCUCCGCCCCUGCCGUUCCCGAGUGGGAGCGCAGGCGCAGAAGGAGCACACCGUUGCCAUUGGAGACCUUCACUCUCUGAGGAGCCUGAGGGUCGGCUGGGUGCUGGGUUCCAGGCUAUCCCUGUGAUGGUAGCUCAGCGAGAUCUGGGGACCUGACGCUGAGCGCGUUGCCAACCAGGAUCUUCCUCUUCAUCUCGGCCCGGGCGCUGGCGUGAGAACCUGGUCUGGGUCCUGGACGAGCGCCCCCCGAAACUUCUCGGAACCUUGAAUAAGUAAAAUGCAGGAAGUUUGCUAAAGAUAUCACCAAAGGUUAGAGAGAAAACCAUCUAGAGGAAAUGCUGGCAGUAUGGCAUGUGUUCAUUCAAAAAUCUCUACAGCAAAUUCUCUCGUUUUAGGGGCUAUCCAGAUUAUGAUUGGCAUCUUUCAUGUUUUCAUGUGGUACUUCCUAUUGGUUUUGUAUAAGGGGCAAAUUAAAGGAGCCUUUGGAAUAUAUGAACCUAUAACUUACAAAACAGGAUGUACUUUGUGGGGAAUUUUUUUUAUCAUUGCAGGAGUCUUCAUAAUAGCAGUAACAAAGUAUCCAACUCGAUCUGCAAUUAUAUGUACUUUAAUCAUAAACAUCUUCUGCAUAAUAACUACAAUUACUGCAGUAACUCUAACAAUAAUAGAGUUGUCUCAUUUCAAUUCUCCGUCAUACAGGAAUUAUGGACAAGCAAAACUUGGGAGGGAAGUAUCACGUAUUUUACUGUUCUUCUACCCUUUGGAAUUUUCUGUUGCACUUACAUACUCAGUAUGUAGCUGUUCCAAUUUGUUUCGAAGACAAAGUGAUCUUACAUCUGUUGCUGAGGAAGCUGAGAACACUUUUUAACAACCCUAGAAAUGUGAGAAUUUUGCUGUUGCUGAUGCCUGAUGUGGGUCCUAAUGAUAUCCCUGUAUAACAAAGCAGUUACGAAGCCUACAGACUUUGUGCAAAAUAAAAUACAAGCGAGGUGAAUUUUUCUCCUCA
Molecule: messenger RNA, 2343 nt
Organism: Cercocebus atys (sooty mangabey)
Lineage: Eukaryota; Metazoa; Chordata; Mammalia; Primates; Cercopithecidae
Gene: MS4A13
Product: membrane-spanning 4-domains, subfamily A, member 13
Exons: 7
Coding region: 1684-2205 (173 amino acids)
Biological process (GO): cell surface receptor signaling pathway
Cellular component (GO): plasma membrane
Source: RefSeq, a predicted model, not a curated record